AUGGCAGACCCGCUUAGUGUCGCGGCCAGCGUGGUUGGCAUUACGGUUCCAGCCCUGCACGCUACGAGACUCCUUCUUACUGAUUUGCAAGAGCUCAAGGAUGCUCCUAGUACCGUGCGGCAUUUGCAGGAAGACCUGCGUGCUCUCGACGCCGCCAUCAAAUCCCUUCAAGAAAUCGACGACACGAAAUGGGCAGUUUUAGGCCAAGACGUGGCUGAAAACACCAAGACGACGGUUGGCACAUGCCAGACGGCAUGUACAUUCUUCCGAGCCGACAUCCAGCAUUGGACUCGAAAUUCUACCGCGGGAAAGCUGAGCUUGCGGGACCGAGCGAGUGUAGGCUUUUUCAAGCGAGACCGGAUCAAGUCAUUGACAGAGCAGCUUCAAAGCUGUAAAUUGUCCAUUGCCUCUGUUGUAAAUGUGGCCGUCUUGUACGCCUCUCUUCGAAACGGCCACGUUGCUGAAGAGAUCAGGACUGUGGUAUCUUCGCGACAGACAGAAAUCACAGACGCCAUUAGGACGACAAAGGAUCGUCUUCAAGCUGUCGAAGACAGCAUAACAACGCUGGACCUUGGUUCCCGCGAGCGAGAUCAGCAAACGCUGGGACAAGAACAUGAAACCUUUGCCGCUUCGCUCGAACUGUUGCAGGAACUGCUGGCCAAGUUACAGGCAGAGACGGUGGCGAAGGCUACUGCACAAAGCCAGGGUUCUGUUGGUACAGUCACGUUUGGCAGUCAAAACUCGGGCUUCCAAGCUGGACAGAUCUAUGGUGGGGUGACCGGGAUCAGCUUUGGUAAUAAGUAA
Messenger RNA from Anthostomella pinea, 804 nucleotides. NCBI's taxonomy places the organism in Eukaryota, Fungi, Ascomycota, Sordariomycetes, Xylariales, Xylariaceae. The record is from the annotation of a GenBank genome assembly.